AUGUCUUGGGACGGUUACCUCAGCCAACACAUUGUUGGAUCCGGUCUAGUUGACCAAGCUAUUCUCAUUGACCAAACCGGUCAAUCAGUAUGGGGAAAGGCAUCUGAUGUCGAGCUCACUCCCGAAGAGAUGAACAAGAUUGCUGUCGCAUUUAACGACCCCACCUCGGCCCAAACAAGCGGAAUUACUGUCGGAGGAAAGAAAUACUUCUUCGGUUGGAUCGAUGAGCCCGCUGAUAAGAUUCCCGUUCUCUUCUGUGCUCAGGGAAAGGAGGGUAUUAUUGCUGCCAAGUGCACCAGCUCCAUUCUCGUUUCGCAUUUCAACGAAACAGUUCCUGCCAACAAGGCCGUAACCUUGGUCACACAGCAAGCCAAAUACCUCAUCGAUAAUAACCUUUAA
Messenger RNA from Talaromyces amestolkiae, 399 nucleotides. RefSeq lists its product as uncharacterized. The transcript is spliced from 5 exons. NCBI's taxonomy places the organism in Eukaryota, Fungi, Ascomycota, Eurotiomycetes, Eurotiales, Trichocomaceae. The coding region runs from base 1 to 399 and encodes 132 amino acids. The record is from RefSeq and is a predicted model, not a curated record. Gene Ontology annotation, cellular component: cell cortex. Gene Ontology annotation, molecular function: actin monomer binding.